GCCGUGGCAGCAAGCUUUUGGGAUUUCCUACUGCUAAUAUGGACGUCAGAUGGGACUCGGUGAGCGAUGCAGGCAAGUUGGCCGCUGAGGAGCAGGAGGUGCUGGAUUUUGCAAAAGACUGCGAACCAGGCAUCUACUACGGUUGGGCUCAGGUUGCGACUGGCUUCAAAGACCGCGGCAUCUACAAGACCGCAAUGAGUGUUGGGUGGAACCCGACAUUCCCAGAUGUCAAGGCCAAGACCAUUGAGCCCUGGAUCCUGCACGACUAC
This is a messenger RNA of Symbiodinium necroappetens, 269 nucleotides long. The record is from the annotation of a GenBank genome assembly. NCBI's taxonomy places the organism in Eukaryota, Dinophyceae, Suessiales, Symbiodiniaceae.